GGGGGCCGGUGAUGGGAACGAGGCCGGGCGCGCGCCUCGCCCACCCGGGUCGACCCCGAAAGCGCGCGCGCGCACGUGCGGGUGGGCGGGAAGGGGCGGGGCGGAGGCGCGCGCCCCGAGGAGGGCUAACUGAGACCCAGGCCCUGCGCGAGGGUCGCGCCUGGAAGAGCGGGACUUUGGGAGGAGCCGCUUUCUGCCCCUCUCCUCCUGCUUCGCCCCAAAGAAAAAUUCUAAUUCGCUCCAGACCGAAGUGUCGCUCUCCUUGACCCUGUCCCUCUGAGAGAAAGGGCGACCACCAGGGGUGGUUUCAGCAAUGGCCCCAUCCUCUCUGAUCCUGGCCCAGGUCGGUAGUCACGGUAACCCUUCCCCAGCCUGGAACCCUCCCCCUUUGUGGUUUGGAGCCCCAAACCUCUCCUGUCCCUGCCCCAGGAGGAGGUUGCUAAGGUAACCUAAGUUCCUGGUGGUCCUUCUGCCCCCACCUUCAUUUGAUUACUAUGGCAACCUCACCUAGCACCCAGGUAGAAAGGACCCCAGCCCCAAGGACACUGAUUGCUGAGAGAACACGUCUUUCCCAACCCCUCCCCGUAGCCACCCGCUGGCAGUACCAUGGCAACCAUUUCCCCUCCUCUUUCUCAUCGUGGGAGGUCCAUGGACCAAACCAGCCAGGUGUUUUUAUUUAGAGAAGAUGCUCUGCUGAGAAGGCGUUGCUAUGGUUACAGGGCCUGGACCAGGAGAUGGAAACAGGAAAGGCCAACCCCUGGUUACUAUGGUAACAAGGACAGUCCCCCUUCCGGAGACCUUAAGAACCAGGCCCACCAAGGUGGGGGACAGUUUUAAGAUUGCGUCUCAGGAUGGAGUAGUUCUAGGGAAGGGGUUGUCAUGGUAACAGCUUUGGUCACUUCUAGCCCCACCUUUCUGGACACAUUCAUAAGAAAGGGAUGGUUAUAGGUUGCUAUGAUAACUGACAUCCUUCCCACCCAUUCCUACGACACCCCAGGUGGUGCCCGAGCAUAUAGAACUUCAAAGAGAAAGGAUUCUCUGACCUUCUCAUUGCCACAUUUGUAGGUAAGGUGAAAUUGUACUCUACUGUGCAAAAUUGGCUGAUUUGGGGUUUUCUGGUUCUCAUUCCCUCAGCAGUGCAGCUGAGCGGGGCUGGAGCUGCCCACCCGGAGCUCCCGCAGCAACCGAGGAGGAUGCCCUGGAAGCCCAGCUAGGGCCUGACUGUGGCCCCAUGCGUCUCACCCGCUGCCAGGCUGUCCUGGCAGCCGCCAUCACGCUCAACCUCCUGGUCCUCUUCUAUGUCUCAUGGCUGCAGCACCAGCCCAGGAACUCCCGGGCCCGGGGUCCCCGCCGUGGAGCUGCUGCCGGCCCCCGAGUCACCGUCCUGGUGCGGGAGUUUGAGGCCUUUGACAACGCAGUGCCUGAGCUGGUGGACUCCUUCUUGCAACAGGACGCAGCCCAGCCAGUGGUGGUGGCCGCCGACACGCUCCCUUACCCGCCCCUGGUCCUGCCCCGCCUUCCCAACGUUCGCCUAGCGCUGCUCCAGCCCGCCCUGGACCGGCCCGCUGCGGCCUCGCGCCCUGAGACCUAUGUGGCCACCGAGUUCGUGGCCCUGGUGCCCGACGGGGCGAGGGCUGAGGCACCGGGCCAGCUGGAGCGCAUGGUGGAGGUGCUCCGGGCGGGAGGGGCUCGCCUGGUGGCCGCCCCCGUCGCCUCGGCCAACCCUGCCCGGUGCCUGGCCCUGAACGUCAGCCUGCGGGAGUGGACGGCCCGCUACGGCCCCGCGCCCUCCGCGCCCCGCUGCGACGCCCUGGACGGAGACGCCGUCGUGCUCCUGCGCGCCCGCGACCUCUUCAACCUGCGGGAGGGCGGGCGCCUCGAGUGGUUCGGUUGCAGCAAGGAGACCCCGCGCUGCUUCGGGACGGUGGUGGGCGACACGCCGGCCUACCUCUACGAGGAGCGCUGGACGCCCCCGUGCUGCCUGCGGGCGCUGCGGGAGACCGCGCGCUACGUGGUGGGCGUGCUGGAGGCUGCGGGCGUGCGCUACUGGCUGGAGGGCGGCUCGCUGCUCGGGGCUGCCCGCCACGGGGACAUCAUCCCGUGGGACUACGACGUGGACCUGGGCAUCUACCUGGAGGACGUGGGCAACUGCGAGCAGCUGCGGGGGGCCGAGGCGGGCUCGGUGGUGGACGAGCGCGGCUUCGUGUGGGAGAAGGCGGUAGAGGGCGACUUCUUCCGCGUGCAGUACAGCGAGAGCAACCACCUGCACGUCGACCUGUGGCCUUUUUACCCCCGUAACGGGGUCAUGACCAAGGACACGUGGUUGGACCACCGGCAGGAUGUCGAGUUCCCUGAGCACUUCCUGCAGCCUCUCGUGCCCCUGUCCUUUGCUGGCUUCGUGGCUCAGGCGCCUAACAACUACCGUCGCUUCCUGGAGCUCAAGUUCGGCCCCGGGGUCAUCGAGAACCCCGAGUACCCCAACCCGUCACUCCUGAGUUUGGCAGGAAGCGGCUGAAGCUCCAGCCCCCGCUCCUGGGGUGUGAAGAACACGCGUGCACGGGGAGCUGUCCUUUGCUUGGGUGCUGCUGGCAUUUGGUGGGCGGGCCGGGGAUGCCAAGCUGCCUGGCGAGGCCCAGCACGGUACUGGAGUUCGAAGACAUGCCCUGCCCAAGAUUUCCAAGAGCUUGGGUUUUAUUUAGAGCACGGACAGUUUUGUAAAGAGGAAGAAGUGUACGUUCUGCGGCUGAACUGCUGCGAUUAAAACCCCAGCUCUACCACCUACUCGGUUAGGCAGGCCUGGGCGAGUGUCCCAGCUUCUCCUUUCCUCCAGGAUUUAGUGAAUGCCCUCGCAGCGUCGCUCACAAAGAGCCUGCCGGGCGCUUGGUGGCUGGGGUCGCUUCGGCCACUAGAGGGCGCCUUCGUCCUGCUCUGGGGCCAAGGCCCGGGUACGCCCGGGACCUCCAACGGUAGCUUUCCUAACUCUUUGAGACUUUGGGCUCUCUAAUCCCCUGGUCCUGGCGGGAAAGAAUGGCUAUCUCCCUUCUUCCAGAAUGCGAUCUCCUUGCCUCCUGGGAGAGCCCUGUGAGGUGCAUGCUGCUGUUAACCCUAUCCUACAGAGGGGGAAACAGACUCAGCCCUGAGCUGCUGCUCUGGAUGCCAGACCCACACCGUAUUAACUGCGUUACCUCAUUCUUUUCACGCUCUGCACCUGUUAGCCCGCUUGCAAGGCGGGGUAAACAGCAAUCAUAGCUCACAGUACUCAGCACAUAUGGUGUGCCAGGCAUCCUUCGCAGCGUUUGACAAGGAUUCACUGAUGGACCUCUCACCUCAACCCUCUGAGGCGGGAGCUGCUGUUAUUCCCAUUUUACAGACCGAGCACACAGAGGCCAGAAUGGGAAAGUCACUUGCCCAAGGUCAGACAGCUUAGGAAGUGACGGAGCAGGGACUUGAACCCAGGCAGUCAGGCUGGAGCCCACACUGAAGUUGGAUGCUAUGCCCCUCUCUAGCAACGUUACAUGAGAGGGGGGUCCUGGCAGGCCCCACCACUUAGUGGGUGAAGCCAUGGCGGCCUUCCUUUUGUCAUCAUCACCCAAGAGUAAACGCUGUUUGGGCAAGCAUCCCAAAUAUGCAUAUUUAUUUAUAAAUUAUAUACAGAUACUGCGAUCGUUCUGUAUAUGAGCAAUCAGGCUUAAAUUAUUCCAUUUCAAAAUUUAAAAUAUAGAGGUUUUUGUUUACUUGGCUCAUCUCGGUGACAUGUCCUGCACACCCCCUGGGUGUGUGCAGCCAGCUUUUGGGACCACGGGCUCUGAGGCGAGAGAGGCCUGGGGUCAAAACCCAGUGCUGCCACUUUCUCCCACUGGCAACUUGGGCCACGGUGACCCUGCCUCUCUGAACCUCUGCUUUGCACCUGGGAAAUGCGGGUCAUGAACGUUCACCCCACAGGGGUGCCAUGAGCCACUGGAGUGGUAAAGGGCUCAGGAAUCAAGGCUGGGUUUGGCUCCUGGCGUGGCCACUUACUUCCUUUGUGAUCUUAGGCAAGUCACUGCCUCCCCGGACCUAUAGGUUGGGUGUGGGGGAUGGGUGAUGCUGCAGAAGCAUGAAGCCCUUGGAGGAGCAAUAUAUGCAUCAAAAUGUUUAAAUAUUUCUUUUUUCUUCUCUGAAGAAUGGAAACGCUCUCUCUCUAGAUAUAUAUUUCUUUGAAUCGUUUGCCAAAACACAAGCUGAAGCUCAAAUCAUUCUUAAAUCGUGCAAUGAUUUUGUUUGCUUUAGAAACUUACUUAGAAAUUGUUGGUGCAAUUUCUUGAUUGAUAUGCUAUGUAUAUGUAUAUACACACAUACACAUAUAUAUUCAUUUAUUUAAUUACUUAAUUUUUUAUAUAAAAAAUAUAUAAAAUAACCCUGGCUUAGCUGUGAAUUGAUAAGAGAACCACAUCCAGUGCUUCUGGCAACUUCCCAUUAAACCGAGUGCCAUUAGGUGACUUGGGGUCUCAGCAGAUAAAGAAUUUCUCUUAGCACUAUCCACAGUGUUUUGGCGUUUUCUCCUCUCUUCCUUGUUCCUGAACUAACGACAAUUAGACUAAAAACUUCUGUAGCUAUUAUAAUAUUGUCUGACAGCUCUGUGCAUUCAGUAUCUUUAUCAUCGACUAGGUAAUCAUACAACAGAAGACCUAUUGCAACAAUUAACUUGAAUUAAUGAGUUUAUAUUAGGAUGCGUUAUUACUGCAUUUUAGUGCUUUCUCAAUUCCUCUCGUACGAUUAGCCAGCCAGAACAGAAGUAUUUCGAUAUUGUAAAAACCAGCACGUCCAUACUAGUGCAGAGUAACCAGAACCCGGUUAAGAAUUAUCUGAGCCCUGUUGGUUGAGCGUCUGCCUUCAGCUCGGGUCAUGAUCCCAGGGUCCUGGGAUCCAGUCCCGCGUCCGGCCACCUGCUGGGGGGUGGGGUGGAGCCUGUUUCUCCUCCCUCUGCCAUUCCCCCACUUG
Molecule: messenger RNA, 4980 nt
Organism: Ailuropoda melanoleuca (giant panda)
Lineage: Eukaryota; Metazoa; Chordata; Mammalia; Carnivora; Ursidae
Gene: FKRP
Product: fukutin related protein
Biological process (GO): protein O-linked glycosylation via mannose
Cellular component (GO): Golgi apparatus
Source: RefSeq, a predicted model, not a curated record